AAAUGUACUUCUCGACUCGUCGAUCGACAACAUUCAGUCGUAUUCUGAACUUCGAACGGUAAACACAGCUCUAAUUAUCUUAGAGAACUUUUUUCAAAAAAUAAAUUAUAAGAAACAAACCCGUACGUACUUAUCACCGUGGUGAAGAUACUUUCGCCGGCUAAAAAUACAAAAUAUACUUUUAAUAUUCGGUAAAUUCUGAAGAGCUCUCAUUCGCUUAUCGGACGCCGACUGAUACACACGUCCCGUUUACCGGAAUUUAUAUAAAUAAACAUACAACAUACUUCAGGUGUUGAUACAAAAUAUUUUACGUGAAAUUUUGAAAAAAAAACAAAAUAGUGGAACUAUACCAAUAAAAAAUAAACAACUAGUGAAAUUCUUAAGUGAAAGAAAGAAAAAAACAAAAAGUUUUGUGAAUUAAAAAAAUUAUCAAAUAUUUUUCUAAAUGGUUACUGGAGUUACUGCACCAACUGCAACAAUGACCGCCAACAUAAUCGGAUCUCAACCAACACUCAAGGAUGCUCCAGUCAAAAGUGAUCGUCGGUCAAAUAAACCGAUCAUGGAAAAAAGACGACGUGCAAGGAUUAAUAACUGUUUAAAUGAGUUGAAAACUCUCAUCCUCGACGCUACUAAAAAAGACCCAGCGCGUCAUUCAAAAUUGGAAAAAGCUGACAUCCUCGAAAAGACUGUCAAACAUCUCCAAGAACUGCAACGCCAACAGGCCGCUUUAGCUCAGGCAGCCGACCCCAAAGUGAUAAACAAAUUCAAAGCCGGCUUCACUGAUUGCGCCAAUGAAGUCAGCCGUUUCCCCGGACUCGAUCCAGUUGUCAAACGUCGCCUAUUACAACAUCUAAGCAAUUGCAUUAAUGGUGUCAAAUCAGAAUUACAUCAUCAUCAUCGGCAACAACAACAACAAUCAUCUGUGGUAGUACAACAACCUCCAUCCCACAUGUUGCCAUCACCACCCAGCUCACCCGAACAACAAGAUCAGCCAAUGCAUCAUACCUCACCAAAUCCACCACCACAAAUCAUUCACUCCAUCAAUGGUGGUUACUUCCUGCCAAAUGGCCUCCAAGUUAUUCCAACAAAACUUCCCAAUGGCAGCAUUGCCCUAGUCCUCCCGCAAACAAUGCCACACAACAGCAACAACAACACCAACAACAACAAUCAGCCACCAAUGCUCGUGCCAAUUCCAUCGCGUACAGCAUCAACUGGAUCAGCUUCGUCGCAUACGUCAUCCAGCUAUGAGCGCACACUCUCGCCACCCACCAACAUUCAUUAUGCGCCACCAAGUCCGGCGAAUUCAUAUGAAGCAAUGGAUUGUAAGCCAUCUGUCAUUCAUCAUGGUAAUUCUGCUGCUGCUGCUGCUGCACACGCUGCUGCUGCCCACCACCAACAAAUGCAACAACAAAUGUAUCAUCAUCAACAACAACAACAACAACAACAACAUGCCGCCCAACAUCAACAUUACAAUCCUGAAGCGGCCCCUCUAUCGUUGGUUGUGAAAAAAAUCAAACAAGAAGAAGAACAACCAUGGAGACCGUGGUGAAUAUUUUUCUCGUAUUGUGUGAAGUUGUCACAAGAGGUCAGGCAUAUUCAAAAAACAAAAUGCACAAAACCAAAUAAGGUGGAUACAAAAAAUAAUGAUGCACAAAACAAAAAAUACAAACAGACACACACAAAACAUACAAAACACUAAUACACUUAUAAGACUGAAACCGAAGAGUCAUGCAACUCAUUUGAAUAACCAAAUUGAGUUGGUGGCGUAUCAAAUAAGGAGCUUGAUUGGCAUUCGCGCUCAGUGGUGUUUUUUUGGAAGCAUUAUACAAAAUUAGAAGAAAGAUAAGAAAUCGUGGUGAAGCCGGAUGUUGAUGCUGCUGAUACAUACCUAAAUUACUCUCGGGUGAGAGUUAUUUUUUCAACUUGGAGCUGAAAAGAAGAAGAAAAAAAAAACAACUCAAUCAAAUUUUUCUUGUGAAAAACCGCAGUAUACCUCUUCUGUGCGCGCUUAAUUAGAUUUUAAAGAAUUAGUAGAAGUUUAAAAAAAAAAAAACAAAAAUAUGUAAAAUUUUCUGACGUUUUCUUCGAACAAAAUGUUUAUAUCAUGAAAAAUUUCAUUCUCAUUCUCACUCAUUCUCAUUCAUCAAUCUUCCUUAUAUUUUCGAGUGAAAAUUAACAAAAAAAAAAACUCAAAAGAAAAUAUAAA
Messenger RNA from Episyrphus balteatus (marmalade hoverfly), 2206 nucleotides. It is a transcript of the gene hry, whose product is annotated as protein hairy. Gene Ontology annotation, molecular function: DNA-binding transcription factor activity, RNA polymerase II-specific; RNA polymerase II cis-regulatory region sequence-specific DNA binding; protein dimerization activity. The record is from RefSeq and is a predicted model, not a curated record. NCBI's taxonomy places the organism in Eukaryota, Metazoa, Arthropoda, Insecta, Diptera, Syrphidae. The coding region runs from base 446 to 1549 and encodes 367 amino acids. The transcript has 3 exons. Gene Ontology annotation, cellular component: nucleus. Gene Ontology annotation, biological process: anterior/posterior pattern specification; regulation of neurogenesis; regulation of transcription by RNA polymerase II.